UAGAUGAAAGAUGCGUGUAAGAAGUUACAUGUUUCCUGUAGAUAUAAUGAUUAUUAUAAUAGCGCUAGAAUAGUUUGAUUCUCAUAGAGAUAGCGAUUGCUUUGGUUACAUUGAAUAUUAUAAUAGCGUGUUUCUUGCUUUGGUUACAAAAAGGAGUAAGGAAUGUAUACUGUUUUACCUUCCUUACAUAUCAAUUUACAUGAGAACAUAUUCUCACUUUGCCCAGACGCCAUUCUUGAGAAGUACCCAAGUUUUCACUCCACAGAUAUUACACAGAAACAAGAAGCAUUAUAAACUUUUUUCUCUCUCUCUCUUCCUCUCUCUCACAAUAUAAACAUAGCGCAAGGGAGUAACAUAGGCCAUUAGAAACAUCAACAACCACAAGUUUCAAUCCCGUCUCUUGUGUAAAAAAUGGCUUAUAAGCAGCAUUUCAAGUUCUGCUUCUGUUUCAAGAGAAUGUUCAGGCUAAGGGAGGCUGAACCUCCGGAAAGUAUGAAGAUAAUAUUUCAACAAUAUUCGGAAAAUGACGUCAUGACCGUUGAUCACCUGCACAGGUUCCUCAUUGAGGUUCAAGAAGAACAAAAUGCCAGCAAGGACAGUGCUCAGGCCAUCUUCAACAGCACCCACAAGCUUCUCAAAUUCCUGCCAAGGAAGGGUCUUACUCUGGAUAUUUUUAUCCGAUAUCUUCUGACUGAUGAUCAAAAUGGCCCUCUCCGUCCUCUUGGGGUGCACCACGACAUGAGUGCUCCACUGGCUCAUUAUUUCUUAUACACAAGCCAUAACUCCUACUUAACUGGUAAUCAACUCAGCAGUGACAGUAGUACCGGCCCCAUCGUAGACGCCCUAAAAAGAGGUGUAAGAGUAAUUGAAUUGGAUUUAUGGCCAAACUCGAAGAAAAAUGAUGUUGAAGUUCGUCACGGAGGGACUCUGACUCGUCCUGUGGACCUCAUCAAAUGUUUGCAUGCUAUUAAGGAAAAUGCAUUUUCGGCCUCUGAAUAUCCUGUUGUGAUUACUUUUGAAGACCACUUAAAACAAACUCUCCAAGCUAAAGUAGCCAAGAUGGUCACUAAAACAUUUGGAGAAAUGCUAUAUCGCAAUGAUGCAGAAAAUUUAGAGGUGUUCCCUUCACCGGGAUCUUUGAAGAGAAAAAUUUUGAUAUCAACUAAGCCACCAAAGGAAUACCUUGAUGAGGAGAGUUCAAUGGAAAUAGAAGAUUCACAAAAGCAGGGAUCUUCUGAUGAGGAACAAACUCAAAACACAUACAAAAAGAAACUUGGAGCGACUGAUAAGGUGCUGCUUGAUGAGGAUGAAGACCAAAUUUUCCCUGAAUACAGGAGUUUAAUUGCCAUUCAUGCAGGAAAGCCCAAAGGUGGAAUAGAUGACUGUUUGAUUGAUACUAAUACAGUUAGACGUCUCAGCUUGAGCGAGCAAGAGCUUGAAAAUGCUGUAAAAACACAUGGAGCUGCUAUUAUCAGGUUUACCCAAAGAAACUUGCUCCGGGUGUACCCUAAAGGUAUGCGCUUGGACUCAUCUAAUUAUGAUCCUAUGCUCGGAUGGACGCAUGGAGCUCAAAUGGUUGCACUUAAUAUGCAGGGACAUGCGAAGUUCCUUUGGAUUAUGAAAGGCAUGUUCAGAGCCAAUGGUGGUUGCGGUUAUGUGAAAAAGCCUGACUUUUUGUUGCGUGUAGGAGAUCCAAAUAAUAGGGUUUUUAAUCCUAGUGCACCGCCACCAGUUCAAAAAUUUCUGAGGGUAACUGUCUACCUGGGAGAAGGGUGGAGUAGAGAAUUCCGCCACACACACUUUGAUCGAUUUUCGCCACCUGACUUCUUUGUUAAAGUUGCAAUUGCUGGAGUCCCAGCAGAUGAAGACAGGAAACAAACGAGAGCAAUUGAGGAUGAAUGGCUACCAGUAUGGGAUCAGAGCUUUGAGUUCUCACUGAGGGUUCCUGAAUUAGCUGUUCUCCGGAUUGAAGCUCUGGAGUAUGACACAACAGGGGUACCUGACUUCGGAGGCCAAACAUGUCUACCCAUAUCAGAGUUGAGAAACGGUAUCCGAGUAGUUCCAUUAAAUGAUAAGAAGGGAAACCAAUACAAACAUGUAAGACUUCUCAUGCGAUUUGAAAUGAGAUCUGCCUAAACUGAUGUUUAUGUUAUAUAUUACAAACUAAAGUUGCAGCAGAAGAACAUUGUAGCCCAAUAUUAGCUGAACAUUCUUACAAAAA
Messenger RNA from Quercus robur (English oak), 2221 nucleotides. Its product is annotated as phosphoinositide phospholipase C 2-like. NCBI's taxonomy places the organism in Eukaryota, Viridiplantae, Streptophyta, Magnoliopsida, Fagales, Fagaceae. Gene Ontology annotation, biological process: lipid metabolic process; phosphatidylinositol-mediated signaling. Bases 412 to 2136 code for a protein of 574 amino acids. The record is from RefSeq and is a predicted model, not a curated record. Gene Ontology annotation, molecular function: phosphatidylinositol-4,5-bisphosphate phospholipase C activity. The transcript is spliced from 9 exons.